Aspergillus steynii IBT 23096 is the source of this 658-nucleotide messenger RNA. Its product is annotated as transcription initiation factor IIA subunit gamma. The transcript has 3 exons. The record is from RefSeq and is a predicted model, not a curated record. Gene Ontology annotation, molecular function: RNA polymerase II general transcription initiation factor activity; TBP-class protein binding. Gene Ontology annotation, biological process: RNA polymerase II preinitiation complex assembly; transcription initiation at RNA polymerase II promoter. Gene Ontology annotation, cellular component: transcription factor TFIIA complex. The coding region runs from base 43 to 378 and encodes 111 amino acids. Lineage: Eukaryota; Fungi; Ascomycota; Eurotiomycetes; Eurotiales; Aspergillaceae.
CCUCACCUCCCCGACAAAUCCAUCUCUCGGCCAUUCGCCAUCAUGAGUGCUCAGGCUUAUUACGAGCUGUACCGUGGGAGCAGUCUCGGUCUCUCCCUUACCGAUACGCUCGAUGACCUGAUCAACGAGGGCCGGAUCGAGCCCCAACUGGCGAUGAAGAUCCUCUCGACCUUUGACCGUAUAAUCACGGAGGUUCUUGCCGAUAAAGUGCGCGCAAGGCUUACAUUCAAGGGCCAUCUCGAUACCUACCGUUUCUGCGACGAAGUGUGGACCUUCCUCAUUAAAGAUGUCAAUUUCAAACUAGACAACCAGACGACGGUGUCGGCAAACAAGGUGAAGAUCGUGAGUUGCAAUAGCAAGCGACCCGGAGAGGUUUAGUGGAGGCAGACACGACCUUUUGCGGUGUUCUCUGUGUUUUGCUCUUUCCAUUUUCUUUUUUACUACCACCUGACCAUGGACAUGGACUGGCGCUGUCCCCAUGGUCCUAGCAUAUGUUUUACACCGGGCUUUGGUUGCUUUGAAAUCGGCGUUGAGGACUUGCGUUUGGCAUUUGUUGUAUUAUAAAUUCUGCGAUCGGGAUUGCCAGAUUGAUCACCGAUACCUACGAGAAUAUGAGGUUUAUCUAGAAUUUGACUGCUGCGGCUGAAUUGCGAAUGAU